UUGUGCGAAGUGAUUUGUUGGAAGACACACAAGCACACAGAGGCACCGAGAAAUGUCAAACACGAUCUAAUUACCCAUAUAUUUAUUGAAAUACCAUUUUCGUCCUUACAUUUAGUCUUAAAUUGUGUGUCGAGCAGAGAUGUUAGCUUAUAUAAUCAAAAAAAUCAUUUUUUUAAUCAUGUGCGGUGCUUUUUUGGGCAAUUUGUGCACAACAAUGUCAAUAAGUGAGAAAAAAUCGAAAGAAAGCCAAGCGAUAAAGAACUGUGAGCAAUUGUCAGUGAACAUAUUGCGACGACUGCACGGGCCAGCAUUUGAUGCUCGUUACAUGAGUAUAACGCAGCCAUCGGAUGAUGACGAUAGCAUAUCAGAUCCAUUGGAUACAACGGGUCGCAAACGAAAUGCCGAUUCGAAACGGCCAUCAUUCUACAUGACAGGUGAUCAUACUGAAGUGUUGAGUGAAGAACCGGCAUGGAACAUUGAAUGGGAAUCAUUUGAAACAAAAAUCACAAGUCAAAAACGCCGAAAACGAAGCCUAUUACCAAUCGGUGAGGAUCCAACCAAAUCGGUACACCAACAAUUGGAUACAUUGAACCGAAGCAAACGACAAAUUCGAGCACGCAACGAGCCAUGGCAAUGCGAAAGGAAGGUUAAAUGGAUAAACCUUGGAGACGAUUAUCAUCCGUCUCAUUUACGAAGUGUCGAAUGUACGCAGCCGAAAUGCUAUUACAAUAUGUAUGACUGUAAGCCAAGACAUUUUGCCGUUCGAAUAUUGCAGCGACGUCGAGGUGCGUGUGCAGACGCAGCCAGUCUCAAAACCUAUGGAUUUACGGGCGAAUAUGCUGAAGUUUGGGAAUGGGUUGAAGUGGCCGUCAAUUUCUGUUGUGAUUGUGUCGCAUCGAAGAAAUAUUAUUAGAUUUAGUCAAGAGGAGACGAGACGAGAAAAAAAGAACAAUGUUUAGUGUAUAGUUUUGAUUCAUUUUUUUAUGUGUGCGAUAUCUACAAAUAAGUUAAAAACCAAAAUAUACUCUGACGUAUAUUCAUGUUGAAAUGUCAAAUGUUUGAUAGGCUUUAAUGUUUGUUUAGUCUAAUAAAGAAUAAUAUUCGAUUUUUACAUGUCCUAUUCUGUACAUUCAUAGCGAAA
Molecule: messenger RNA, 1141 nt
Organism: Sitodiplosis mosellana (orange wheat blossom midge)
Lineage: Eukaryota; Metazoa; Arthropoda; Insecta; Diptera; Cecidomyiidae
Product: protein trunk
Exons: 1
Coding region: 140-913 (257 amino acids)
Molecular function (GO): signaling receptor binding
Source: RefSeq, a predicted model, not a curated record